Messenger RNA from Cannabis sativa, 3097 nucleotides. RefSeq names its product sphingoid long-chain bases kinase 1. NCBI's taxonomy places the organism in Eukaryota, Viridiplantae, Streptophyta, Magnoliopsida, Rosales, Cannabaceae. The transcript has 10 exons. Gene Ontology annotation, biological process: sphingosine biosynthetic process. The record is from RefSeq and is a predicted model, not a curated record. Gene Ontology annotation, cellular component: cytoplasm; membrane; intracellular membrane-bounded organelle. Gene Ontology annotation, molecular function: kinase activity. Bases 348 to 2687 code for a protein of 779 amino acids.
UUGAUUUUUUUUUUCUUAUUGGCAGCAUUACAAUUUAAAUUAAAACAAAAAGAUUAAGAAAAUAAAAAUAAAUAAAAAAAAAAACCUAAAAACCUCUUCCUCCUUCCUCUUCUCACCACCAUCAUCAUCAUCAUCAUCUCCGGGAACGAUUAGGAUCUGCGAAACCCCUUUUGAGCUCAGCUGGUUGGUUGAUCUGGUUUUCUUUGUUUAUGAGUUUCAUUUUGGAUUUGAAGAAUUGGGUAACUGGAAUUGGAUCAUCAUCAUCAUCGUCUUCGUCUUCUUCUUUAGCUGAUGAAUAAGAUUUUUCAUAACAAGAGAAGAAGAAAAGGGGAAGAACAUAAAGAGAUAUGCAGAGUAGUGGGAGUGGUUCUAGGAAUAGUAAUUUGCCAUCUUUGCGAGUGACUGUGCCUCAACAAUCUCUUCGGCGACUGGGAUUGUGUUCUCAGAUUGCUACAGCUGCUGGAGGCCAACACUCUUCCCCCAUUGUAUUCCCUGAGAAGCAGAAGCGUAGCAGGGUGAAGAGUUCGAGGCGGGGAGGUGAUGCCACUGCCCCUACCCCUACUGAUGAUCCUGAGAAACUUAAUACUUUUGAGCAUAGGAUUGACAUUGGUGGAGGACCAGGUGCUGGUGGUGGAGAUGAAAAGUCUAAUUUGUUGGGUUAUGAGGUCUUCUCUGGAAAGCUAAUUUUGGAUAAGAGAAAACCUGUUAAUGUUGAUGCAACUUCAUCUGAGGCACAAACACAAAGCUCCUCUAGCGAUAUAUCUAACCAAGAAGCUGUUAAUGCUAGGCUUACCAGCAAAGCUUUGAUAUGGGGUUCUCACAAGCUUGCUCUGGAAGAUGUUAUCUCGAUUUCAUACAAUGUGGGUCUGAGACAUUUUACUGUGCACUCUUACCCCUUUAAAAAAGGUGCUUGUGGCUUUUCUUGUUUUAUGAAACCUCGAAGAGCACGCAAGGACUUUCGCUUCUUGGCUUCUAGUGUUGAUGAGGCUGUUCAAUGGGUUGGAGGCUUUGCAGAUCAGCAGUGUUAUGUAAAGUGCUUGCCCCAUCCAUUGCUCUCUUCAAAAAAGCAAGCAUCUUCGGAAUUAAUUCCAAUUGACACUCCUACAGAGUUGAUUUUCAAAUGUAAGAGUCCACCAAAAAUGCUUGUCAUAUUAAACCCGCGAUCUGGACGUGGCCGGUCUAGUAAGGUUUUUCACAAGAUUGUCGAACCUAUAUUUAAGCUUGCAGGUUUCAAAUUGGAAGUAGUCAAAACAACAUCUGCAGGUCAUGCUAGAACACUUGCAUCCACCGUUGAUAUCAGCAGAUGUCCUGAUGGGAUCAUAUGCGUUGGGGGUGAUGGAAUCAUCAAUGAGGUUUUAAAUGGUUUACUCAGUAGAGACAAUCAGAAAGAAGGAAUUUCUAUACCAAUUGGAAUUAUACCCGCUGGCUCUGAUAAUUCACUUGUUUGGACUGUUCUUGGAGUUAGAGAUCCAAUUUCUGCUGCAAUGGCUAUUGUUAAGGGAGGGCUUACUGCCACUGAUGUUUUUGCUGUUGAGUGGAUUCAGACUGGUGUUAUUCACUUUGGGAUGACUGUCUCAUAUUAUGGCUUUGUCAGUGAUGUGUUGGAGCUAUCUGAAAAAUAUCAAAAGCGUUUUGGUCCUUUACGUUAUUUUGUGGCUGGGUUUCUCAAAUUUUUAUGCCUACCCAAGUACAGUUAUGAACUGGAAUUUCUUCCAGCAACAACAGAGGAUCAAGAAGGAAAAAUGUCAGCUGAACGGGAAGUAGUUGACAUGUCAGACCUGUACACAGACAUUAUGAGAAGGCCAAACACUGAUGGUAUUCCCCGAGCCUCUAGUCUAUCAAGUAUUGACUCUAUAAUGACUCCUAGUCGAAUAUCUGGAGACUUGGAUACAACCUGUAGCAGCACUCAUGCUAGUGCAGAACCAUCUGAGUAUGUUCGUGGCCUAGAUCCAAAAUCAAAACGGCUAUCAACUGGAAGGAGCAAUAUAAAUUCUGAGCCAGAAGUUAUUCAUCCUCAGAAUCCUCUGUCUACAACCCCUAACUGGCCAAGAACCAGGUCCAAGUCCAAGACUGAUAAAUCCUGGACUGGACUGACUGCUACCCAUGAUACAUCGAGGUGUUCUUGGGGCAAUGUUGCAACCCAUGAUAAAGAAGAUAUAUCAUCAACACUGUCUGACCCUGGUCCAAUUUGGGAUGCUGAACCAAAGUGGGACAGUGAAGCUACUUGGGAUGUGGAAAAUCCAAUUGAAUUGCCAGGGCCACCGGAAGAUGUAGAAGCAGGAACAAAGAAGGAAGUUAGUAUUUCCAGGUAUGACGAUAAGUGGGUUGUGAAAAAGGGCCAGUUUCUUGGCAUUUUAGUGUGCAACCAUGCCUGCAGAACAGUUCAGAGUUCUCAAGUUGUAGCACCAAAAGCGGAAUAUGAUGACAACACUCUGGAUAUGAUCUUAGUUCACGGGAGUGGGCGUUGGAGGCUGAUAAGAUUUUUUGUUCUACUACAGAUGGGCAAACACCUUUCACUUCCAUAUGUUGAAUAUGUAAAGGUAAAGUCAGUAAAGAUUAAGGCAUCUGGAAAGACCCACAACAGUUGCGGAAUUGAUGGUGAGCUUUUUCCACUCAAUGGACAAGUUGUAUCCUUGCUUCCUGAACAAUGCCGGCUUAUUGGCCGUUCCUUCAACCAUCAUGUAUGACAACCUCGAACUUCCCUUUUAUUUUGUGGUUCUUUAUUGGGUGCUGGGGACAGCUAAUGCUUCUUUUCUUUCCAUAUUAUGGAAUGGAAGCAUCAUCAUCACCAUCCAUAUACCAAAUAUAGAUUACCUUCUGCUUUACUGUUUCCUCAGCCCUCUGCCAUUACAACCUUUGAACAACUGAGAUCCCUGUAAAUUUUUGUUCGGUAUGUCUAUGUGUUGCUUGUUGUUUAUUGGUUUCCCUCUUUCCUAUUGUUUCUGGGGACUGAGUGUUUGUUAUCCAGUUCGAGUGCGAGCUGUUUUGUGUAAUUGGAAUUCUGGUACUCUUUGUUGUGAUGAUCUUCAUAUUGCUACAAACAGAGAUUUGUUUUGUAAAGUAAUUGGUUAUCAAUCAGUCCCGGUUUAUUUCUUCA